Molecule: messenger RNA, 1233 nt
Organism: Capsella rubella
Lineage: Eukaryota; Viridiplantae; Streptophyta; Magnoliopsida; Brassicales; Brassicaceae
Product: ubiquitin carboxyl-terminal hydrolase 10
Exons: 8
Biological process (GO): protein deubiquitination
Molecular function (GO): cysteine-type deubiquitinase activity
Source: RefSeq, a predicted model, not a curated record
AUGACGAUUCCUAAUUCCGAUUUCAUGGUUGAGAACGGAGUCUGUGAUUUGCCGUUCACUCCUGAGGAAGAGAAACGUAUCGUGUCGGAGCUGACUACUGAAUCAGAGAGUAAUUUGAACGAAGGGAACGUUUAUUUUGUCAUCUCUAAAAGGUGGUAUACAAGCUGGCAGAAAUAUGUUGAGCAAUCGAUAAGUGAAUGUAUAAGUGGAGAGUCCUCUGAAGCGUCGAGGCCUGGACCGAUUGAUAACCAUGAUAUUAUCGAAAGUGAAAGCGACGAUAAAGAUCCACAACUUCGUAGAUUGCUGGUGGAUGGAGAAGACUACGUUUUAGUUCCUCAAGAAGUUUGGAAAAGACUUGUUGAAUGGUAUACCGGAGGUCCUCCGAUAGAAAGGAAGAUGAUCUGUCAAGGGUUUUACAGUAGGAGUUAUAGUGUUGAGGUGUACCCACUCUGCCUUAUGUUGACAGACAGACGAGAUGAAAGUAAAAAAGCGAUACGGUUGGGAAAACAGGCCUCUGUAAAGCAACUUUAUGAGAAAGUUUGCUCUAUGACAGGUGUUGCGCAAGAAAAGGCUCACAUCUGGGAUUACUUCGACAAGAGGAAAAACCGACUCUUGGAUCCUUCAUCUACCAAGACCCUAGAAGAGUCAAGCCUUCAUAUGGACCAAGAUAUUCUUCUUGAAGUUGAUGGGUCGUCUGCAUCUCAAUAUGAAAUGAGCUCGGCAGGAAACGAGUUAGCUCUGGUACCUCUAGAACCUUCAAGGUCGAGCGUUACAAUUGCUGGGGGGCCUACAUUAUCAAAUGGCCAUUCCAACACGUCAAAGUUUAGUCUCUUUCCGAGAAUACCUUCUGAAGACGAUGGCGGUGAUUCUUUGAGUAGUCUUGGAAAAGGAGAGAAGGGAGGAUUAGCAGGAUUGAGUAAUCUGGGAAAUACCUGCUUUAUGAAUAGUGCUCUUCAAUGUUUGGCUCACACACCUCCAAUUAUGGAAUACUUCUUGCAAGAUUACAGUGAGGACAUAAAUAGAGAUAAUCCUUUGGGAAUGUGUGGUGAGCUUGCUAUCGCAUUUGGUGAUUUGUUGAAGAACUUAUGGUCAUCAGGAAAGAAUGCAGUUGCACCACGCUCUUUUAAGACAAAAUUGGCUAGAUUUGCUCCACAGUUUAGUGGUUACAAUCAGCAUGAUUCUCAAGAACUGCUCGCUUUCUUAUUGGAUGGGCUGCACGAAGAUUUAAAUAAG